AUGAAACUCACUCUCCAACAAAUAACCGGACACAACAAUCAAGAAUCGUGUUGGGUCGCGAUCCAUGGGGCUGUGUACGAUGUGACAGAAUUCUUGGACUCCCACCCAGGGGGUGCAACCGUGAUUUUGCGAUGUGCAGGUAAAGAUGCGACUGCGGAUUUCGACUCCGUUCAUUCACCGGAGCUGUUGAGUGAAGCACUCCCUGAAACUGCGCUCCAAGGCUACAUUGAUCCCGCCGAAUUGGACAAGCUAAAAGACACACCGAAUACGGUGACUGAGAAGCAACCAAAACCGGUCGGUGACAGUCCUCCGUCGUUACAGAGCCUAAUCAAUCUGCAAGAUUUUGAAAAGGUUGCCCAUCAGAGUCUGCGUGCCACGACAUGGGCCUAUUACUCAUCUGGCGCUGAUGAUGAGCUUAGCAAACGGAAUAAUGCUCUGGCAUAUCAAAAGAUUUCCCUUCGUCCACGUAUCCUGCGAAAGAUUCCUACUAUGAAUACAUCCACUGCGAUUUUAGGGUAUUCUACUUCGCUACCGGUGUAUAUAUCUCCAGUAGGCCUUGCAAAACUUGCCCAUUCAGAGGGCGAGUGUGCGCUGGCUGCUGCAGCUGGCAAAGAAGGACUGGUCCAAGUUCUCGCAAACGGAUCCAGCAUGACGAUUGAACAAGUGAUGAGGAGUCGUACCUCCCCGAACCAGCCAAUUUUCCAACAACUAUAUGUUAACAAAGACAUUCGGAAGUCUAUUGAGACUGUACGGCGAGCUGAAAGAGCUGGUGCUAGUGCUAUUUGGAUCACGGUCGACUCGCCUGUGGUGGGGAAACGUGAGAUGGACGAACGGCUCAACUUAACGGUGACGGCUACCGAUCAUACCGAGGAAGGAAAGGGAGUAGCGAAAAUCGUGGCCAGCUCAAUAUCUCCAUUCAUCGACUGGGGGAUUCUCACAUGGCUCCGCCAACUGACAGAUCUCCCUGUUGUCAUCAAGGGAAUCCAAUGUGUGGAAGAUGCCGUGCUUGCCUACCAGCAUGGUGUGCAAGGCAUUGUACUCUCAAACCACGGAGGACGCUCACAAGACACAGCACAAUCACCACUUCUGACUCUACUGGAAAUUCGAAAGUUUGCGCCUCACUUGAUUGAGGGUAAGAUGCAGAUCUUCAUUGAUGGUGGCAUUCGGCGCGGAACAGAUGUGCUUAAAGCUAUUGCGCUAGGAGCGACAGCUGUCGGAUUGGGCAGACCUUUUUUGUUCAGCUUGUCCGGAUAUGGCGAGAAGGGAGUACGACGGAUGAUCGAAAUCCUACGACAGGAGAUCGAAACAAACAUGGUCUUUCUGGGAGUUACGAGUCUCGACGAGUUAACACCCGAAAUGGUGAAUACCAGUCGUUUGGAGAAACAUUUGAUAGCCAGCGUGAAACUAUAA
Molecule: messenger RNA, 1410 nt
Organism: Penicillium verrucosum
Lineage: Eukaryota; Fungi; Ascomycota; Eurotiomycetes; Eurotiales; Aspergillaceae
Product: FMN-dependent alpha-hydroxy acid dehydrogenase
Exons: 4
Coding region: 1-1410 (469 amino acids)
Molecular function (GO): heme binding; oxidoreductase activity
Source: RefSeq, a predicted model, not a curated record